AUGAUAAGCACCAAGAAGCUGAUUCAGAUGGCAAGGAAGUGGCAAAAGGUGGCUGGCAUAGGGAGAAAAAGAAUUUCCUGGCGUUGGUCUAAUGGAGAUCUGACGUUGGGAAAUAGAAUUGGGUCAUCGGUGGCUCUGAAGGGUCAUUUCGUAGUUUACACUACGGACAUGAGGCGUUUUGUUGUUCCUCUUUUGUAUCUCGGCAAUGAGAUUGUCAGAGAGCUCCUGAGGAUAUCAGAAGAAGAGUUUGGGAUUCCAAGCAGCGGUCCUAUCAUAGUUCCGAUCGAUGCAUUGUCCAUGGAGUUCAUCAUUUCGCUGAUCAGGAGAGGCUUAGCUAGAGAUCAAGAAAAUGCCUUAGUUUCAUCAUUUACUGGAAGCAGUUGCUCAUCUUACUUAGCCUUGGAUAAGCAAUCCACAGACCAACAAAUUUAUGUCUGUAGCUGA
Molecule: messenger RNA, 444 nt
Organism: Eucalyptus grandis
Lineage: Eukaryota; Viridiplantae; Streptophyta; Magnoliopsida; Myrtales; Myrtaceae
Product: auxin-responsive protein SAUR68-like
Exons: 1
Coding region: 1-444 (147 amino acids)
Biological process (GO): response to auxin
Source: RefSeq, a predicted model, not a curated record